AUGUCAUCGUUUAUGGACACUUUUCUGAAGAGGGAACUUUCCCUGCGACAGGAGGAGGAUUUGCAGAUCCAACACGCUCAUCGCUCUCUAGGGCCAAAGCCACAGGAUAAACAUGCCGCUAGAUCCAUUCUAGUCAACUUUCAAAGAUUUGAUAUGAAGGACAAAGUGUUACGUGCAGCCUGGGCGAAGAAGAUCAUCUUUGACAGUAAAGUUAUUACGUUUGCCAAUGACAUGCCCACGGAGAUAAACAAUAAAAUGAAGGAAUACAAGGACAUUAAGAAGUCCCUUAAAGAAGCAAAGAUACGCUUUCAGACACCGUAUCCUGCGAAACUGAGAGUCCAUUUGGAGGACGGCCCACGCGUGUACAAGACAGCGAAAGAGGCGGCGGAGGACGCAAGGAAGAGGGGCCUUUCUGUGGAGAUCCCCCGCUCUUCGGAUACGGACUGA
Messenger RNA from Knipowitschia caucasica, 447 nucleotides. Lineage: Eukaryota; Metazoa; Chordata; Actinopteri; Gobiiformes; Gobiidae. The record is from the annotation of a GenBank genome assembly.